Messenger RNA from Branchiostoma belcheri (Belcher's lancelet), 3399 nucleotides. Its product is annotated as band 4.1-like protein 4. The coding region runs from base 279 to 3170 and encodes 963 amino acids. Gene Ontology annotation, cellular component: cytoskeleton. The record is from RefSeq and is a predicted model, not a curated record. Lineage: Eukaryota; Metazoa; Chordata; Leptocardii; Amphioxiformes; Branchiostomatidae. The transcript has 26 exons.
GAAGAUAGUAUUUCUACUCAAGCUAUGCAUCAUUGAAAGCUGGACUUUCUACGUGCCUUACGUGGUGUUCAACAGACACUUGUGGCUGGUUUAGACUACUGAAUGCAGAAGAACAACGUGGUACUCCAACCAUAAUUUUUAGUGAAGACAACUCCAGUGGUGGUUGAGAGUUGGUGGUUUAGAUGAAGGGAGGACACUUUGCUGUGGAGGAUUCGAGUUUGGUGUACACAGAGAGGACGUAACGCCUGGCCCCAGGUGUACUAGUACUAGGAUUGGAGAUGGAUCUUUGCGGAUGCCUCGGAGGAGACAAGGACAUCCAGGUGCAGAUUUGCCUGCUGGAUGGCACUGACAUGGUCCUGACCAGAGAACGCGACGGCAUCAAGAAAUCCAGUAAGGGACAGGUGCUCCUGGAUCUUGUCUUCAAGAAGCUCCAUCUGUUAGAGAAAGACUUUUUUGGCCUGAGGUACCUGGACAGUCAGGACCAGACGCACUGGUUAGAGCCAACCAAGCCCUUCAGUGAUCAGAUGGAAACCCCCCCACCCUACCGUCUAUACUUCGGAGUGAAGUUUUAUGCCGAGGACCCGUGUAGACUUCAUCAAGAAAUCACAAGGUACCAGUUUUUCCUACAGGUAAAACAGGACAUCUUGCAGGGGAGACUGCCAUGCCAGGCUAACGAGGCAGCACAGCUGGCUGCAUAUGCUGUCCAAUCGGAGCUGGGUGACUUUGACCCCAGGAAGCACACGGGGAACUACGUGUCAGAGUUCAGGUUUGUCCCCAAUCAGACAGAAGAAAUGGAGAAGCGCAUUGCCAACAUUCACAGAGAUCUCGUCGGUCAGGUGCCGUCAGAAGCAGAGCUGAACUACCUGAGUCUGGGCAGGGUGCUGGAGAUGUACGGAGUGGACCUGCAUCGUGUAAUGGGUGAUGACCAUGUACAGUAUUACUUGGGGCUCAUGCCCAGAGGGGUGGUGGUUUACAAGAACAAGACAAAAGUCGGCAUGUAUUUCUGGCCAAGGAUAACCAAAAUCUUGUUCAAGGACAGGCAGUUUUUUCUCAGGGUUCGGACAAAAGAUAAUGAUGAAAUCACGUACACAUUUGAGCUGUCAAACCGGGCGGCCUGCAAGCACCUGUGGAAGUGCUGUGUGGAGCAUCACGCCUUCUUCAGGUUAAACGAGGUCGCUGAUGUGCCUGGAGCCAAGACUUUAAGUUUCCAGUCCCAGUUCAGAUACAGAGGAGAGACAGGCUCUAAUGUUGGCAGCGGCAGGACUGCCAAGCAGGCCCAACAGGACAGUGAAGCCAUACAGCAGCCGGAACCUUACGUGGAACGAGCACCCAGCAAGCGGUUUGACAGGAGAGGGGGAGAUGAUGCCAAUGGUGAGGUGUACAAAGAGAACCCCUCUGACAUCACCAUGCCAACAUCACCUGAUGGGGUAACCAUGGUGAUGGCCCCGGAACCUGUAUCAAGUGGGAAGCAAUAUGCCAACGGGACAGCUCCAGGGUCAGCGGUGAGUGCCAGGUCUCUGCCCUGGGAACAGAGGGACGAAACUCAAGGUGGGCUGUUCACCUCCGGAGGCUCCCCCCGCUCCACGAGAAGCGUGGCGUCCAGCAAGAAGUUCCCGCGGUACCCGAAGAGCGGCAGCGACAGUGAAGGCCCGCGUAGAAGAAGACACCGGCGAGCAUACAGCAGUGGUAUGUCAUCAGGCGACGACACUGACGCCCCAAGGAGAAGACGGUCCCGAGGGCGCAGUGGCCAGAGCAGUGGCAGCGAGUCGGAGGCCAACAGAAAACACCGGAAACACAGAUCACGCUACUCUCAGCAGAUGGUGGACUCCCACCAACAGUGGGAGGAGAUCAGGAAACAACAGGAGGGACAGGAAGUCGUCGGGCAGGGGGUACAAGCUGCUGUAGUAAAGGACCUGAAGAAAAGACAUGAGUCUCCACACCGCAGGAAACACAGAUCCAGAUCACGAUCGCCUGACAAGAUGAAGGAACUCUGGAAGCAUAUCCAGAAAGACCCCAUAGACACUGCAGGCAUGACAGAAGACCAGCUCAAGGAUAUCACUUACAAGGAGGUUGACCUCCCGAAGUUGAAGCAGUCUCCGGGAUACCGCCGUCGACGCCCGCGAUCUAUCGGCCGGUCAGACCAGGAGACGCCGCACCAGAGCGAUGUAGAGCUGAAGAUGGUUCCCGCGCUCCCAAUCACACACGGAUACCAGAGCGGGAACGAGUCAGUCCGCUCCAACCCGGCGCACCCCCCGCAGGACGACCAGCCCCCGCCGCCCUACACCCCGCCUCAGCACAGCACGCCGCGCAAGAACCCGGAGGGACGACGCACUGCCAACAACGAGCAGCGCCCGAUCUCACUUCCCACAGAGGUGCUGUUAAAGAUGCAGCAGACAGGCUACCCCGGCCUGUCGGACCAGCUCACUAACGGGGAGGACAUCAGCAAGUCCGUGUUUGAGGUGGACUCAAGAAGAAACGAGCCAGCUUCCAUACAUGGCAUGAGCAAGUCUUCUGCGGUGUUAUCGGGUGAGACGAGGAGAGACAGUCCUGCGUCCCUACGGGGUGCGGAGGAGGCGAGGUGGAGGUCAGAGAUCAGGACGGGAUCAUCCAAUCAGCAGCUGGACAGGAGGCAGCCGCCCGACGGGAGAUACCAUAAUGGCGCGCCCCUGUCCAAUCAGGAUCUCCGACCACCAUUUAAGGAGAUAGGAAAUGGCAGGAUGGAGCCAGCUCUACAAGAAGUCAGAAGAACACCCCCUACAGUGGACCGGUCCGACCGAUCAGCCUUCCAGACCCUGCCGCCAUCCAAGCACCUCCCUACCUCGACAAACGGUACCGCUAGAUCGACGAACGGACGCGCGUACCCGGACGCUGGGCAGAUGCGUCACACUCCAUACUCCAACAGCCGCGGAGUGACGCCACCCUACCAGCCUCCCUCCGCCAGCCACCAGCAGCCUUCACGUCUGCAGCAGAACUUCUACAAGAACAACGGCCGCAACGCCGCGCCGUACGGGAGCAGGACUUCCGCUCAUCACGGCGUGCCGCGGGGGGAGGGUGUGUACGCGCCGCAGCCGUUCCGCGCGGUCCGUGACGGCCCGGAGGAGCUGGAGCGACAGAUUAGGAUGAUGAUGCAGGCGCCGAACAGACACCACGAGUUAGCGACAGAGUUGUAGCACGAGAUGUAGCACGAAUUAUAGCACGAGAGAGUACAUGUUUUAGGUACAGGGAAAGAAACAUGCCUGUAGCAGGCCUCGAAAUUAAGUUUGCAGAGUAGACAGGGGAUCCAAAUGCCUGAUAAACGAAAGAAGGGCUGAUUAUUUUUUUGAUUUAUUAUUUUUAUUAUGGUACUGAAAAUGUCCCAAAGUGUCUUUUUAGUUGUCCCAGCCUAAAUUUUAGUGGUCA